Dicentrarchus labrax (European seabass) is the source of this 608-nucleotide messenger RNA. RefSeq lists its product as uncharacterized. NCBI's taxonomy places the organism in Eukaryota, Metazoa, Chordata, Actinopteri, Moronidae. The record is from RefSeq and is a predicted model, not a curated record. The coding region runs from base 86 to 580 and encodes 164 amino acids. The transcript is spliced from 6 exons.
CAGUGUGGACCAGUUAGUGGAACCAGUUAGUGGAACCAGAUAGUGGAACCAGUUAGUGGAACCAGUGGGACCAGUUCUCUCCAGGAUGUGGGUGUUUCUGCUGACGGUCUGUCUGCUGGAUCAGAACCAGGCUUUGCCAUGGGAACACAGCAGCCUUCAGCUUCAACAAGUGGCUCCGACAGCACCCUCUCCUACUCCUCAUGUGGGUCAACAGAAAUCAUCCUCCUCUUCCUCCUCCUCCUCUUCAUCAUCAGUUUCUUCAGAGUCCAGCCAGAGUUCAGAGGAACCUCAACUGAUGAGAACGGGGCUGCACAACACGUCUACCAGCAGUCUGUUGCUCAGUGAACUCGUUCUACAGACAGACAGACAGACAGACGGACAGACAGACAGACAGACGGACAGACAGACAGACAGACAGACAGACAGACAGACAGACGGACAGACAGACAGACAGACGGACAGACAGACAGACGGACGGACGGACAGACGGAGACGCCCGCGAGGAGAGCCGACAGCGGGCUCUGUUGUUGACCUUUCACCUCCUGACUCCACCUCAACGACCCGGUCCCGCUGCAGGUGAAGCUGCCGCCGGUGUGGGCGGAGCUACC